AUGCGGCCAUCCAGCGUCUUCCCCAACAAUGCUCGGCAGGAUGAACGGGCCGAGGCUGCACAGGAGGAUGACGAAGACGGCAUGAGUGCUGAGCAAUGGAUGGGCCAUGUUGCCGAUCUCCAAGCGGCCCAUUCAUCACACGUGGCCGGCAUGAUCUAUGGCCGCGGCAUCACCGACUGGCACCGAUUCCUAGGCUUUGUGUCCGCUGAUGAUGGGGGGUCCGAGACUGCUUUGGGACUCGCUCCAUUUUCACCCUGGCAGAAGGAAGCCGAACUCGGUCGCACGGAGCGUCGGUGGCGUCUGUCGAAUGCAGACAUGGAGACCGAGAUGCAGCGAAUGAUGGGCAACGGGGACCUACGGCUUCGAGGAGUACAGCGUCCGGCGUUGGAAGCCAUCCAACACGGCCACAGCCCGGUCCUGGCCGUGAUGUCGACAGGAGGAGGGAAGAGCAUGCUCUUCCUCCUACUUGCGUGGAUCACCCCCCGUGGGGCCACGCUUGGCAUCUCAUGCGUGGCAUGGGAGAGCCGUCGCCCAGCAGAUCACGCAUCCAUUGUGCUCGUGACGCCCGAAUCAGCCGUGCAAGAUGACUUCAUGGACUUCCUCGACCGCCUGCGGCUAUGCCUUCGUCUGGACCGGAUUGUCAUCGACGAAUGUCACAUGGUGUUGAGCGAUAAUCCCGAAUUCCGGCCCACGAUGGCGCAACUGGGGCGGUUGGUGGUCGCUCAGGCGCAGAUGGUGUACCUCACCGCGACGCUACCACUGGCCAGAGAAGACAAAUUCUUCGUUGUCUUGCAAACUUCGCGCGAGAAGGUGCACUACUUCCGAGCGCGUACCAAUCGGCUUAAUGUCGCCUACCGGUUGUGGCACCCAACGGAGCCGAUCCGCAACACCAACAGCUACGGCUGGGUAGAGGUCCCGGAGAUCGCGUGUUUCAUCAAAAAUCGAAUCGCGCGGGCACGUGCUGCUGCUGGAAGAGUGGUCAUUUAUGGCCCCACGCUGAACGUCGUCGACAAGCUGGCCGCGCUCGUCGGAUGCGAGGCCUAUCAUAGAAAAACCAUUGCGCCAGCAUCCACGAGCAGUAGAGGCUCAAAUCUCGCUCCGAGUGUGACGAUCAGCCGUCUACAAAGACGGUUGUGUGCGUCUCUCAGGUUAGGGUCUGCACCUUUUCGAGCAACUCCUGCAUGA
This is a messenger RNA of Penicillium bovifimosum, 1185 nucleotides long. RefSeq lists its product as uncharacterized. Gene Ontology annotation, biological process: double-strand break repair via homologous recombination. The record is from RefSeq and is a predicted model, not a curated record. NCBI's taxonomy places the organism in Eukaryota, Fungi, Ascomycota, Eurotiomycetes, Eurotiales, Aspergillaceae. Gene Ontology annotation, cellular component: cytoplasm; chromosome. The coding region runs from base 1 to 1185 and encodes 394 amino acids. The transcript is spliced from 2 exons. Gene Ontology annotation, molecular function: 3'-5' DNA helicase activity; nucleic acid binding; four-way junction helicase activity.